Molecule: messenger RNA, 6654 nt
Organism: Pelodiscus sinensis (Chinese soft-shelled turtle)
Lineage: Eukaryota; Metazoa; Chordata; Testudines; Trionychidae
Source: RefSeq, a predicted model, not a curated record
UUAUGCACAAGUUUCUUCAGUGGAAACUGCCAGCUCUUCUCAUCUAAUCCCCUAUAUCAAAGAUAGAAGGUUCUGGCUCACCAGGAGUCCAUAUUAGCUAUUGAGACCCGAUUGAGGAUGGAAGGUGUUGAAUUUAAGGAAGAGUGGCAAGAUGAAGAUUUUCCAAGGCCCCUACCAGAGGAUGAUAAUGUUGAAGCAGAUAUACUAGCUGCAACUGGACAUCAAGGUCAGCAUGAAGUGAAUGGAAACAAAGUUAGGAAGAAAUUAAUGGCUCCAGAUAUUAGCUUAACACUGGAUCACAGCGAGGAAUCUGUGUUGUCUGAUGACUUAGAUGAGAGUGGGGAGAUCGAUUUGGAUGAUGUAGAGACUCCUUCCGAGAACAGUAAUGAAUUUGAAUGGGAAGAUGAUCUUCCAAAACCAAAAACUACUGAAGUCAUUAGAAAAGGUUCGCUUCCUGAAUACACUGCUGCAGAAGAGAGAGAUGAUGGGCGACGCUGGCGUAUGUUCAGGAUUGGAGAACAGGAUCACAGGGUGGACAUGAAGGCAAUUGAACCCUAUAAAAAAGUUAUCAGUCAUGGAGGUUAUUAUGGUGAUGGGUUAAAUGCCAUUGUUGUGUUUACUGUUUGCUUUAUGCCUGAAAGCAGUCAGCCUAACUACAGAUAUUUAAUGGAUAAUCUGUUUAAAUACGUUAUUGGCACUUUAGAACUGUUAGUAGCAGAGAACUAUAUUAUAGUUUACUUAAAUGGUGCUACGACACGGAGAAAAAUGCCAAGUUUAGGCUGGCUCAGGAAAUGUUACCAGCAAAUUGAUAGAAGGUUAAGGAAAAACCUGAAAUCGUUAAUAAUAGUUCAUCCUUCUUGGUUUAUCAGAACACUUCUGGCCGUCACAAAACCUUUUAUUAGCUCAAAAUUCAGCCAAAAAAUUAGAUAUGUCUUUACUCUGGCAGAACUCACUGAACUCAUCCCCAUGGAAUACGUUGGCAUACCAGAAUGCAUAAAACAGUAUGAAGAAGAAAAGUUUAGAAAGAAACACAGAAGAAUUGACCAAGAGCUUAAUGGAAAACAAGAACAGAAAAGUGAACAGUAAGACUGAAGACUCUGCUGGUGGAAUGAUGCAUUUUUUUCAUUUACAAUGCAUUCAUUAGUCUUUAUUAUAUAAUGUUAUAAAAGGUGCCUUGAUAUAUCUCUGAACUUGUACACAGGGGACUGUUGUCUACUGUAUUGGUUUGAAAUUCUUGACUCUAAUAGCUCCUUUACCAUGUAAUCAUUUUCUACUGCUAAAGUCAAAGAACCUUAUGUUUAUAAGGAGGUAUUCUUGCAAUUAUCUAAAUGAUGCAUGUUCAGUACAAUAUUUAUAUACCUAAAUGUUAAAGGAAAGAGAUAAUAUAUUUUUAUGACUUUUUGAACAAUGUUUUAUUAUGUGUCCCUGCAGAAUGAAUUCUUUUGCAGGUAGACAAGGCCAUAAAUGCUGUCAUUGUUUUGUAAAGUGCAUGACUGUUUUUUGCUGUAAAUAGUUAAAUACAUUUCCUGAAAGAUUUCAAAACCUAAUGUUUUUAGAUGGCAGUGUUCAUGUAGUGCACAUUUGAGACAACUGAAGAUAACCAUUUUUGUUCAUGUGUCUAAUACAAGUAGAACUCAUUUUCACUCGUAGAAUGAGCUUGAGCUUUGGUUUCUUCCAUAUUUUUGGGGAAAAAAAGAAUUGUAGCUCUGAACGUUCACUUCUUGUUCACCACCUUUUAACCUAGUUAAGCCACACUGGAGACUAACUAGUUCACGUUACUAAUAACAAACUUUUCACCAUUAGAUGAUUAGUUUAAAUUCUGCUCAGGUGCUUAGUAGAUAAUCGCUGUCUAGUGAGUGAUCAGUGUGAAAUUACAUCAAUCCAGUUACUUUUGGGUGAGUGUCAGUUGGCACUAACUGUAACUCUGUUCAGUCUCAGCAGAUGCAUAAAGAAUUGCAUGGGCAUAGACCUUUCAGCCAUAAAAGUUGCCCAUUCAGGUCAAGAUCGAAGUACCCUAGAAAGGAGGUGUGGAUAGUCUUGCACUGCCUUUACUUUGUAGAUGGAGAUGUUCUAUCUCCAGUGCUAUUGGGCGCUUCUCACAAGCACUAAAUUCACUUUAAAGAAUGCAAUGAGUCUUUUUCCACAUGUGGUUAUUCAAGACGUAGCCACAAGUUUUCACUUGGUGUUCUUGGGCACAAAAAUUGAUUUUUUCUAUUAGCAUAGCUAAAUUAUACUAUGUUCUGGGCAUAUCAUGUAAUGAAAAUAUGUAAGUCUUUUAAAAUUUACUAUUUGGUAAUCGUCUAUUUUGCCAGGUGUGUGAAAUAAAUCCAGGUUGGAAGUAUAAACAUUUAAAUGACAUUGAAACAAAUAUUUUCACUUCUGUUUUUACUGCAGUGUUCACUGCUUUUGUCGUAAUUAGGGUUGCCAGAUACUUUCACAAAAAAUCCUGAACAUGAAGGAAAAAAGUUGAGCAAAAAAAAAGGGGGGGAGGGUUAACCAAAGUUGUUGAGCUCCUCCUGCCCCUCCCCAAAAAAGUCACUGCAUCUUUAAAUCAACACGCUUACUUGCUCCACCCGCCCCUGCCAGACAUGGCAGGGAAAGAAUGUCUGGUAUUUUACAUGUCCAGUAUUUUCUGGUUUUUUGUUGUUGUUGUUUUUUAACGGACAGAGGCCACAAAUACCGGACUGUCCAGGCGAAAACCGGACACCUGGCAACCCUAGUCAUAAUCACAAAACCAAAAAUCCUCAUCUGAUAUUCUUUCUAAAUAGUAUAUUUUUGGAAAUAUCAGUAGUAUCUCUCAGUUCUUACACACAAUCAAAAUAAAUCCAGUAUACUUACAAAAGGUAGGUUUCAACAAGAUGGUUACACCUCAGUUAGGUAUAGCACUCAUAGGCUAAUCAUACAACUGUGAUUACUAUCCUUUCAAUCCUUUCAGACUCCUCACUAUGUCUAAUCAACUAUGAUAGGUGCAGUAUCAGCUAAUUCUGAUGUCAAGAUCAGGGCUGUCUGCCUCUGAACUGCAGGGAUCUGUUUAACACAUGCUUCAAGGAAUCCUUCUCAAGGCCUGCUGUCCUAAUCAAAAUAUGUAUCUGACUCCAUCAUCAGUUUGUGUAGAUUUAAUGUGCUGUGUCUUCUGUCUAAAUAGGCAACCUUAUCUUCAAGUUGCCCUAUAUGCAUUUUUGUAAGGCUCCUGUCUUGGUCCGAAAGCAAAGAACAUAUAUGAAGAUACUUUCUUCUGAAGCUAGGAUCUGAUGGGUGACCUUGAGCUAGUCACUUCAACUUACCUCCAUUUCCCCACUUGUAAAAUGGAUAAGAUAUUGACCUUUGUUGUAAAGGACUUUGGUAUCUACAAACACUGCUACAUAAAUGCUUGGUGCUGUCACUUCUAUUCCUCAUUCUAUGUAUCAAAUAAUGUCAACUUCAUCUUAUUGGCUGAAACCUGUGUACUUCUCUAGCCUAGCAAAACAAAUGAGUAAAAUUCCAAUACUGGCCAAGUGCAAAGUCUGUAUAGGCAUGCAGAUCUGGAAAUCUUUUGAUUUCAUUUUUCUAGCCUUUAAGCUGAAUAUAUUCUGCUCUACCUGAAGAAGUAGAGGUCAUCCUCUCAUUUCAAGUAUUUUUCUUCAGAUAAAGAUGCUCUCUACCAAAAGAAAUUUCUUUUAGAAGUGGGAUCCAACAGUUGACUUGGAUUGAUGCAUUGUGAUGACACAAUUAAAUCAAUCUCAGAUUAUUGAAAGAUGUCAUUUGUUAUAAGUAGUGAACACAAUAGCUAAAGAUUGUUCUAUUUAAAGCAAGUUGGUAGAAUUUUUACGAGACAUUUUAUUCCAUUCUUUCUCCAUCUUCUUCAUUGCUUCCUUUUUUUUCCCCCACACUUGCUUCUCCUUUACUCUUACCUCCUACAAGUUGAUGACAAUAAUCUUAAACAAACAGAACGUGUUUUGUGGAAUUCGCGGUUCUACUGUAUUUUGUAGUCGACAUGCUCAGUAAUUGCAAAAGGUGGGACUUCUGCUUCUUGAUGAUUAAAGGAAGUGUGUGGAGCUUUUUUUUGCUUGCUUUUUGACAUUUAAAAAGGUUUCAUCUUUGCUAUUUUUCUGACAGAUUCUCUAAACUGGAGCAUUAAUUGGUUUGUGAUAGCAGAGAUGCAAAGAAAGUGAAAUUUGAGUAGAUGCUGAAAAAGGGUCUUUUUAUACAACCCAAAUAAAAUAAUUUUCUCACAGUAACUUAAAUGUAGGCAUGUAAAUGCUUAACCACUUAACUGGUAAGCUUCACCCGUUAACAGUUCCGGGGGGCUAAAACAGCUCCCUGCCUACCCUAGCCAGGGGGAUGUUUCAGCCCUGGCAGGGCCUGCUAGAGCAGCCCCUGUCAGUGGCUGGCCCAGCCUCCUCCCCUCGUCCCCCACCACUGGCUCCCCAGGAGCGGGGUCAGAGACGGCUCCAGAGCCCCAUAGCGAAACCUCCCACCUGGGAGCGGGGCUGGCAGCAACAGGCUCUGCAGUGCAUAUAGCUGUGUAACUGCUAUAUGUUACUUCUUUUAAAAUAAAUUUUUACAUCCCUACUUAAAUGCCUUAUAAAUGCCAUGAGAAACUUUUAAGACUCAGAUCUCCCAUACCCAACACACGUAAGGAUUUCAAAGCUAAAAACGUCUGUUUAAUUUGAACUGCCAAAUUUCAUUUAAAAGGAAAGACUUUACUAAUCAGUACUUAGAGACGGGGGAGUUGUAUCAUGCAUUUUAGUGGUAAGCUAUAAAUAUUACUAUAUUGAUCAAUGUUCCCUCUAAUAUUGAUCAAUGUUCCCUCUAAUUAUUUCCAUCCAUGUGAGGAUUUUUUUCCACAUGUGUGGAAUAAAUGAUGUGCACUAAGGCAUGUAUAAAAGUUCACCACCUGUAGAAACUAAAAACCUAGACGUGGGCGCACUGAUAAACUGCUGGACAGCAUUUGAAUCACUUCUGUGUAGAUGCAGAAGCGCACUGCUUACAGGGAACACUACUCUUGAUUUAAUCACAGUUAACUCAUGCGAUUAAAUAAAAUUAAUCAUGAUUAAAAUUGUGAUUAAUCAUGUCUUUAAUCUUACUGUUAUGCUAUAAUAGAAUACAAAUUGAAGUGUAUUAAAUAAUUUAGAGGUUUUCUACCUUUUCAAAUACAUGAAUUUCAAUUAUACAAUACAAAGCUUUGUAUUGUUAAAAAUGAUUGCACUGUAAAAAUGAUUAAAAACAGUAUUUUUCAGUUCACCUAACAUGCAUACUGUAGUGCAAUCUUUCUGUAAUUUAAAAAUUUAAUUGAACAUACCUGCAUUUGAAAGGAAAAGAAAACUUAAGACCCUACAAGUCCACUCAGGUUUUACUUGUGCUGCCAGUUGCUAAGACAAACCAUUUGUUCACAAGGAAGCAUGCUCCCUGCUUCUUAUUUGUAAUUUCACCUGAAAGUGAACAGGCAUUCAUGUAACACUUUUGUACCUGUCAUUAUGAGCCAGAUAUACUAAACAUAUGUAUGCCCCUUCAUGCUUCAGCCAUGAUUCCAGAGGAUAUGCUUUGAUGAUGAUGAUGCUUGUUUAAAAAAAAUAGGGAGUACUUCAAAGCUGUAGUGCUGCACAAGUGACCCUGGCUCAGAUGUGCGGUGCUUCCCCUUUGAACAUCGCGUGGAGCCCAGGUUCAGCUGGAGACUCCCCAGCUGAUCCCAGGCUUCACGCAGCAUUUCCACGGAAUCCACGAUCAACUGGAGAGACCCAAGCUGACCAAAGAGGAAUGUUGAAGUGCCUAUCGACCAGUUGAUGGAAAUUCUGUCGACUACUCGACUAGUAAACUAACCGAUAUUUAACAUCCUUAGUCUGCACAGGGAGCAGUUUUUAAACUGGCUCCCCUUGUAGACCAGCUCCCACCUGCCACCCAGUGCUGCUGCCUGUGAUAGAGAGGCAGCAGCGUGGGGUAUCGGGGCUCUCCGGGAGUGGGGGUUGGGAGCACACUGGCUGGCUGUCAUGUAACAGAUAAGAUUUCAUGCGGUUACAUGGCUAUUCAGUUACACUGUAUCUAACAUCCCUGAUGCAAACACGCCUGUUCUCGCUUUCAGGUGAUAUUGUAAACAAGAGUCAGGCAACAUUAUCUCCCCUAACUUCAACUUUAAUGAUCAAAAGAUUGCACAAAAGUACUUGUAUGAGGUGAAUUGAAAAAUAUUAUUUCUUUUGUUUUUACAAUGCGAGUAUUUGUAAUCGCAAAUAUAAAUGAGCACUGUACACUUUGAAGUUUGAUUUGAAAUUGAUAUAUUUGAAACUACAGAAAGCAUUCCAAAAUAUUUAAAUGGUGGCAGUCUCAUAGUUUGAAAGCAUGAUUGUGUGAUUAAUCAUGAUUAAUAGGCUGUCAGUUAAAAAUUAAACACUAGUCUCAACUCAUUUUCCAGCAGCUGGCUCUGUCUGUAUCAACAAAACACCAAUAUUUGCUGAGAACAGCAAGCUGAUGUCAAAUAAUUCUGAUGGUUUAAACUUUUAGUAAUUCUUAACUUUUAAAGACUAUAUAAGUCAUUUAUCAGUGAUGGAAUUAAAAGAUGACAAACUUUAUUGAAAAUUAUAAUAGGAAAGAUGUAGAACUAAGACUUCAACUUUUUGAACCAGCAUUCCCACCCACUUGCUUCAUGUCUGAUGAUUUACUGAUAGACUUGGAUGUGUGUUG